AUGACCAUGGCCGCCCAGCAUCCAGAGCUGCGCGCGCUCCUCCACUCGCUCGUAAACCCGAGCAGCAAUGAGGCCUAUGUUCGAGACCAGCAGCAGCUCACCGAUCUGUUCAAGCAACCCGAGUUCUUCGUCGUUCUCCAGGGCUUUGCAGCCGACCACUCUCUCUCGCAGCAGGAGCGCCAUCUCGCGAGUGUGAUCACCGGCCGCGAGCUCAAGACGAAAUGGCGCUCAAAGCUGGUUCCUGACAGUCGCAAGGGCGAGGUCCGCUCAUGUCUCCUCUCAUUCCUCGAGGAGCCUGACUUUGCGAUCGCGCGCCCGCAGCUCGGGUUGCUCGUCAGCAUCGCACGCAUAGAGCUCCCUCGCACCUUUACCGAACUUCCCGAUCGCCUCCUCCAGCCUCUUGCGCAAUGUGUCGCAGCACUGGAGGCAACUGGUGAGAACCCCCUCGAUCCUGCCACCGCCACUGUGCUCCUUAACACGAUGUGGACGAUCAACGCCCUCGUCAAGGAGUGGCGUAGCGUCAAGAUCCAGACAGGCGCGCUCGUCGUUCAGUCUCUCGAGCAGGUAUUUGUCGGACCCCUCGGCAAGGUGCUCGAGAUUUGGAGCGCGCGAGAGCGCGCAGGCUCCUCAGACUGGGUCGUCCACGAGGCGGGUCGGUACGCAUUCAAGACGCUCGCUCGUUUUUGCCAGUGGCAUUGGGGCAAGGCCAAAAACCUGCAGUCCGCCAAGGGCCUCGAGCACAUCCGUCUCCUGCUCCGGCACUCGGUCGAGUUCGCGCCGAUUAUCCAGGACCACCGCCUGCGCCUCUGUGCACACGUACCCACGCCUACUCCACCUGAGUUCAACAAGCUCAUGAAGUCGCUGGCGAAGCACCUCCGCGCCAUUGGCAAGUGGUGGCGCUGGAUGAUCGGCACAGACGCCAAGAGCUGGUGCCAGCUCGAGGGCGCUACCGCCGGAGUUGGAUGGUGGUGGAGCGCUGUCGGUGGCGUCAUGGCCGGCAGUGAUGGCGCGGUCUCCAAUGACGACUCCGACACGAACCCCUACCCCAAGCGCUUCCUCCUCCUCGGCAUGCUCCUCUUCAAGGACAUUCUUCCCAUCCUCGCCCACGACCACCAGGACAUCUUCACCCCCGACUUCGUCCUCACAGCGCUCCACCUGUUGGUCGACAAGCUACUGCCACUCACAUCGACCGAUCUCGAGGCGCUUGAGGACGAGCCUGAAGAGUGGCUCGUCGCGGAGAAUAACGACGGGGAGGCAUGGGCGUUCGAGUUCCGACCAUGCGCUGAGCGCGUCCUGAUCGCACUCAACAACGCUUGUCGCCACCUCCCGCCAGAUCGCAAGCCUAUCGACGCUGAGAUGAUCAAGAUUCUCGGCGAGGCUGAAGCUCUUCCUCCCUCCGAUCUACCAAACAUCCUGCGCAAGGAGGCCGUGUAUUGCGCCAUGGGUCGCUUAAGCCGCUCCCUCGCGACGUACAGCCAGGGUCAUACCGGCCAAGGUAUCGACUUCAACGCCUUCCUCCAUGGCAUAGGCUCGUGGCUCGGUCAGGGACAGCCUCUCCACCGCAUCCUCAAGCGUCGAGUCGCUUGGCUCAUUGGCCAGUGGGUGGGCUCGGAUGAGGAGUGUGCCAAGCUCCCUCUCGUCUGGGAGAUCCUUCUCCACCUCCUCACAGAACGUGGCGAGGCGACCGACAUGGCCGUCAACCUCACCGCGGCGAUUUCUGUGAAGGAGUGUGUUGACCUGUGGGAGCUCGAGGUCGCGUACUUCGUCCCGUACAUUGAGAAGUCGGUGCAGGGGCUAAUCAAGCUCCUCGGUGAGGCCGCGACGUUAGACGGCAAGCGCUACGUGAAUGACUCGCUGGGCGUCAUCAUUGAGCGCGUCGAGGACAAGAUCCUGCCGUACCUUCCCACCAUCGCUCAGGCCAUCCCCGGCCUCUGGCAGAGCGCGACCGGCUUAGAGGGAGAGUGGCUGUUCAAGGCGUCUCUUGUCGUCCUGACAACCAAGAUCGUUGCGGCUGCCAAGGAGUCGUCCGGCAACCUGAUGGAGCUCGUCAUCCCACUGAUCCAGGAGAGUCUGCAGCCGCCUGCCAAGGACUUCUUCGAGGAGGACGGCAUCAUCCUGUGGCAGACUGCGCUCUGGAAUGCCGCGUCACCAUACCAGCCUACGCCGCAGACUGGCUUGAUUUCCCUUGUCCCGGGUCUUAUUGCGGCCGUUGGCGAGAACAUGGACCUACUCCUCCGGCUUCUCCCGCUGCUCGACUCGUACAUCCUCCUGGACGCGGCUGGGCUCGUUGAGCAGUUUGGCCUGGGCAUCUGCCAGUCCCUGCUGAAGGCGAUCGACACAUCAGGCCGCAUGCAGAGCAACGUGGUCGGCUGCCUUGCCACCCUCCAGACGCUCGUGCACGCAGGUCCGCUGCAGGCGCUCGCUCCUGCCCUCCUCGACUCAGGGCUCUACAACAGGAUCCUGACGGCUCUCGAAGAUGACAAGGCAUCCGGCACCAUCCUCGCCGGCUACCUUGGCAUCCUAUCACGCAUCGCGAUCCGGGACCAAGCCCUCUUCUUCCAGCUUGCGCAGGAGCAGGCGCGCCGCAACGGCCGCGACCCCCACAAGCAGCUCGAGGAGAUCUUCGACGCCAUGUGGCGCAACUUUGACUAUGUCGGAGAGAGCCGCGCACGCAAGGCUGUGGCGAUGGGCUGCGGUGCCCUCCUCACGACGGGCCACACCGAGGCUCUCGACCGCCUCGACGGCGAGUUCAUGAACAUGUUCCUCGACGUGCUUGGCGAGCUGCAGCCGGCCGAAGGCAACGGGCCAGAAACUACCGUCAACCACUGGAGUGCGGACAACUCGGUCAUCUGGGGCGACAUCCAGCACACGCCCGAGGGGGUGCGCCGCAAGGCGCUCGAGGACGCCGAUCCGGCCUACGCUGUGCCGCUGCGCGGCUUCGUGGUGGACGUACUUACGCGCGCCCAGAAUGUCGGCCUGGGGCCGUACUGGGAUAAGGCGGAUGCAGGGACCAAGAACAGCCUGCAAAAGUUCCUCCAGUAG
Molecule: messenger RNA, 3042 nt
Organism: Cutaneotrichosporon cavernicola
Lineage: Eukaryota; Fungi; Basidiomycota; Tremellomycetes; Trichosporonales; Trichosporonaceae
Gene: KAP120
Exons: 12
Coding region: 1-3042 (1013 amino acids)
Biological process (GO): protein import into nucleus
Cellular component (GO): nuclear envelope; cytosol
Molecular function (GO): small GTPase binding
Source: RefSeq, a predicted model, not a curated record